AACAUGAACUCGUUGGUCAUACAGUUUAAUCAGCUAAUGGGUUCUAUACCAUCCACAAUUUUCAAUAUCUCAAGAAUCGAAUUCAUUGCAUUUACUGGCAAUAGCUUAUCAGGAAGUCUUCCCAAUGGUUUAUGCAAUGGUCUCCCAAUACUCAAAGGGCUUUAUGUGUCUUAUAACAAGCUUUAUCGUCAUAUGCCUACAAGCUUGUCAAAUUGUUCACAACUUCAAAUUUUGUCUUUAUCGGAAAAUGAGUUUGAUGGACCAAUACAAAGAGAAAUUGGAAGAUUGAGUAACUUGCAGAUAUUAGAACUCGGAGCUAACCAUUUCACAGGGAUAAUUCCACAAGAAAUUGGAAAUCUUGUUAAUUUGAUGGAGUUAUGGAUGGAAAUAAACCAGAUUACCGGCUCUGUCCCAAUCUCCAUAUUCAAUAUCUUGUCGCUGCAAUUUUGUCACUGGCGGUUAACAAUCUUAAUGGAUUCUUACCACGCAAUAUUGGAAACUUAACCAAGAUGCAAUUUUUAUAUCUUCAAGAAAAU
Capsicum annuum is the source of this 536-nucleotide messenger RNA. Its product is annotated as receptor-like protein 35. Bases 4 to 504 code for a protein of 166 amino acids. Gene Ontology annotation, molecular function: protein binding. The transcript has 2 exons. The record is from RefSeq and is a predicted model, not a curated record. NCBI's taxonomy places the organism in Eukaryota, Viridiplantae, Streptophyta, Magnoliopsida, Solanales, Solanaceae.